This is a messenger RNA of Anolis carolinensis (green anole), 1063 nucleotides long. RefSeq names its product crystallin beta A1 (gene cryba1). Gene Ontology annotation, biological process: lens development in camera-type eye; visual perception. Gene Ontology annotation, molecular function: structural constituent of eye lens. NCBI's taxonomy places the organism in Eukaryota, Metazoa, Chordata, Lepidosauria, Squamata, Anolidae. The coding region runs from base 259 to 855 and encodes 198 amino acids. The record is from RefSeq and is a predicted model, not a curated record. The transcript is spliced from 7 exons.
GGAUCAAGAGCGGCUCAAUGGCAGAGAAUGCAUCGUGCUGACUCCAGCUCAAACGGUGCCCAGUCCCUGUCUGGACACUGGCACUAUAUAAGCCGAAGAGGCCGGUCCAGAGGGUACGCGGCUCAUGGAGGAACUGUCGGCAUUCAGCGAGCGAGACUUACACAUCUGUUUGCCUUGAGAGGUUUUCAGCUAGCAGUGAAGACUCCCCUGUUCCUUCCUGUUUUUAACAGUGCUUAAGAUUUCACCUCUGUCGCCAAGAUGGCUCAAACCAACCCACAACAGGCACAGUUUGGUCCCUGGAAGAUCACCAUCUACGACCAAGAAAACUUCCAGGGCAAGAGGAUGGAGUUUGCCGCCUCCUGCCCCAGCAUCAUGGAGUGCAGCUUUGACAACAUCCGCUCGUUCAAAGUGGAGAGUGGCGCGUGGUUUGGUUACGAACACACCAACUACUGUGGGCAGCAGUUUGUGCUGGAACGUGGUGAAUACCCCCGGUGGGAGGCCUGGAGCGGGAGCAACGCUUACCACGUCGAGCGGCUGAUGUCCUUCCGCCCCAUCAACUCCGCGAACCACAAGGAGUCCAAGAUCACCCUCUUUGAGAAGGAGAACUUCAUGGGGCACCAAUGGGACCUCCAAGACGACUACCCUUCUCUGCAGGCCAUGGGAUGGGGCAGCAACGAAGUGGGCUCCAUGAAGGUCCACAGUGGCGCGUGGGUGUGCUACCAGUACCCUGGCUACCGCGGCUACCAGUACAUCCUGGAGUUUGACCACCACGGCGGGGACUACAAGCACUGGCGGGAAUGGGGCUCCCACGCCCAGACCGCCCAGAUCCAGUCCAUCCGGCGGGUGCAGCAGUAAGGCCUUCCUGCUCGCCUCUCUCUGGGCCCUGGGGCCGCUCUCCACCACCAACGCCGCCGCGUGCCGAUGCCCAAGGACCCCCCUGGCCCUCCUUGCCCUCCAUGGGGCUGAGGGGCCUCCUCUUCCUCCUCCUCCUCUCCUCCUCCCAGGGCCCGCUUGGCUGCCACAGAUAUGAAUAAACACCUUGGAAGAAACCGCAUGUCAGGAA